Molecule: messenger RNA, 1197 nt
Organism: Chenopodium quinoa (quinoa)
Lineage: Eukaryota; Viridiplantae; Streptophyta; Magnoliopsida; Caryophyllales; Amaranthaceae
Exons: 1
Coding region: 1-1197 (398 amino acids)
Molecular function (GO): RNA-DNA hybrid ribonuclease activity; nucleic acid binding
Source: RefSeq, a predicted model, not a curated record
AUGUAUCUCGCAGUAUCAGAUCAUGCUUUAAGUGUCGUCCUCUUAGCUGAAAGAGACGGCUGCCAACUCCCAGUCUACUUUAUCAGUCAUGUCUUGAAGAAAGUAGAGUUGAGAUACCCACUGGUGGAGAAAUUUGGACUCGCCCUCUACAUGGCAGUAAAGAAAUUGAAGCCUUAUUUCCUGGCACACCCGGUGGUCAUAUACACGGACCAGCCAAUCAAACGGCCCCUAACGACCCUGGAGUCGUCAGGACGAAUGAUCAAGUGGGCAAUUGAGAUCCAGAGCCUCGAGGUCACGUUUGAGCCAAGAAAAGCUGUGAAGGGGCAAGCCUUCGCUGACUUUAUAGUUGAAAUGACCCGGUCACCAGAUUGUGAGGAAAUUAAUCAACUCUGGAAAGUCUAUGUGGAUGGGAGUUCCACAGCGAAUGGCUGUGGGGCAGGUAUUGUAUGUCAGUCGCCAGAGGGCGACAGGUAUGAAUAUGCGCUUCGCUUCAAGUUUCAGGCUUCAAACAACGAAGCCGAGUAUGAAGCCCUUUUAGCUGGUAUUCGCAUGUGCAAAGCAGCCGGGGCAAAAAAGAUAGCCGUCUGUUCAGAUUCACAACUCAUAGUAAGCCAGUACAAUGGGGAUUAUGAAGCGACUCGUUCGGCUAUGGUUAAGUACCUAGAGGCAGUGAAACAGGCGGCAAACUCGCUUGAAGAUUUCCAGUUGACUCAGGUCCCAAGGUCCGAGAAUAACCAGGCGGACGCCUUGUCCAAACUGGCAUCCUCGGCCUCAUGCGACACCCCUAGAACUGUAUUUUGGGAAGUAUUGGAAAAACGGAGUAUUGAGGAAAACAACAUUGCAAUCCUUGAUAGAAGUUCAACAUGGAUGGAUGUCGUCCGAGCCUACUUAACAGACGACAUUUUGCCGGCUGAUCACUAUCAAGCGGUCCUAGUAAAGAAGCGGGCAUCCAGUUUUGAGAUGCACAAAGGUGAGCUUUUUAAGAAAGGUCGUUUGCAACCUUUUCUGAAAUGUGUUACCCCUGAAAAGGGACGAGAGGUCCUAGAAGACCUACACUCCGGAUACUGCGCCUCUCAUGUAGGCGGUAGUUCGCUUGCUCAGAGAGUGAGGCGGCAAGGGUACUUCUGGCCGACUCUGGAGGCAGACGCCAUGGAUCUGGUUAAAAGGUGUGACAAGUGCCAAGGUUUGGCAAGUUAA